Messenger RNA from Puccinia triticina, 984 nucleotides. RefSeq lists its product as uncharacterized. The record is from RefSeq and is a predicted model, not a curated record. The coding region runs from base 1 to 984 and encodes 327 amino acids. NCBI's taxonomy places the organism in Eukaryota, Fungi, Basidiomycota, Pucciniomycetes, Pucciniales, Pucciniaceae. The transcript has 5 exons.
AUGCCGGAGCGCCCCCGGGGGCCGGCACGCACCAGCCACCACGGCGCCACAAUUAAGGUACCCCACACUUCUGUGGACCCGACCUUCCGGAUACCGCUGAAGGCUUCGGCCCAACCGGAACCCAAACCGCCUCACAUCCGCCGAUACCGAUACCGUCGGUACCAUCCGCCAAACAGCCCAUUCAGAUCCCCGACUCCAAAAAUCACCUUUUCCGAUACCGCUGCCCGGGCGUCGGAAACCCCAGGCCAGGCGACGUCUCACUCAAAGUCGGCCGCCCAUCCUGGGACCCCCGCCGAAUCGUUAUCAUCCAGGAAGGUGUCAGCGUUGUCUGCUCCGGCCGCGGGGCCGAAAACCGAGAAGGCAGGCCUAGUGUUUACUCCAGUGCGAGUCUUGUCCGCAAGCCGUGUCCUCCCCGGCCGUUGGGUCCCUGCCUCGGAGUCUAAGUCGGCGGCGAGCGCGCCUUCUCCUGGCGCUCAAUUGCUAACUGGCGCAGGUUCCCUUGCACGUGCGGAGUCCCCGGCGAAGCGGUCCCUUGGGGCAAGCGCGGGGCCUGCCCUCCGGUAUGACUUGACCGGUUUCGAGGACCUUGGGGGCUAUCCUGAGGAUCGGGAGACGACCAGUUCGGAAUCCGAGUACCCUGCUGCAGUCUUGGCCACCCAUUCAGACCAAGUCAACGUGGGCACUCCAAGCGCCCUGGACCAGGUCAGCGGGGCCACUCCCGGCACUCACGCACUCCCGGGGGCCCAGGACCGCGCUGGGACAACCGCGACGGCUGUCUCUGGCCCGCAAUCCACCGCUGGCGGCCGACCUGCGGCCUUCUGCCACCCCACCUCUUCAACCACGCCGUCAGCCAAGGAAUCCUUCAGAAAAGCGGCUGCGGAGGAUGACAUGACCGACGAUUUGUCAGACAACUCCGAUGAAGAGUCUGAGCCCUUGCCUUCGGCUGUGUUGCGCUCCAAGGUCGCACCCACUCAGGAGAUCUGA